This is a messenger RNA of Prorocentrum cordatum, 500 nucleotides long. Lineage: Eukaryota; Dinophyceae; Prorocentrales; Prorocentraceae. The record is from the annotation of a GenBank genome assembly.
CUCAAGCCCGCCGCGCCUCGCCCGCGGCGCCGCCGCGCCACCUGCGGCGCCCAUGCCGAGCUGCGCCUUGCCGCUGCUCGCUCGCAGUUAGCGGGCAGCGGGACAGCCCGCCGCUGCAGCGCCAGGGGCCUGGACUGGCUGUCCAGGCAGCUGGGCAUGCUGCUGCGUCACAAGGCGCAGAAGCGCGGGCUGGCCAUGACCAAGGCCGGCUGGGUGGAGCUGGACGACCUGCUCGGCAAGCUCCCGGGCAUUGCCGGCACGCCCGCGCGGCGCGCGGACGUGCAGCGCGUCGUCGCGGACAGCCGCCACAGGGACGGCGCACCCCGCUUCCAGCUCCGCGCGGACCCGCGCGGCGUCGUGCACAUCCGGGCCGUGAGGAACCACUCGAUCCCCGGCGUGGUCGUGGACCCGGGAGGACGGCGUGGGCCCCCUCUGCACCUCGGCCGCUCCCCGCCGGCGGCGCUGGACGCGCCCGUGCGGGCCGCGCCGCCGCCGCCGCC